AUGAGCACCAACUCGGACUACGAGCUGCUGACUGAGCAUCUUGGGUUUCCCCCGGUCACUCUGCUCGACGACAUUAUCAACACAGUAAACGUACUCUCAGAUCGUGCUCUGGUGUCCAUUGAAGAUCUACUUCUGGGAUUGCCGGCAGCCAACAUUGGGUUUCGCGCUGGGGACACAGGCACGGCCGAGGACGCGGCGCGCCAUGAGAUCGAGAAUGGCACACAUCAGCUCGAAACCCUGCUGACGGCGUCGAUUGAUCGCAACUUUGACAAACUGGAGCUGUACGCGAUGCAGAACAUCCUCACGGUGCAGCCGCGCGAUCUGCGCCCCUUUGUCCGGCUGGCACACUACCAGGGUCUUGACUUUGCGGACGACAGCCGCGCUGCGGAUGUGGAGGGCACCAACGCGCUGCGGAGACGAUACCAGGCCAGCCAGAAAGUGAAUCUUGCCCUUCAGAAACAGAGAGCGAGGAACGGAGCGCUGCUGCGGGCACUGCGGCAGGCCGUCGGGGCCGCGGCGGACGAUAGGAUCAAGGUGGAACCCAAAGAGGGCGAGGAGGAGGAGGACAGCGAGAACAGUACAUUUGGCUUCCUCAAUGAGAGAACAGGAUUGGCGAGCAUUGGAUCCGACACACCGAUCACAACAACGGCACAGUUCACCCUAUCGCAACUUAAUGCGUUGCGUGGGCUUUCGACUUCGUUACGAGAACUGAUCCCCAAUCUCGCGGCGCUGGGCGAUGAGCAGCAGGGCGCGGCAAAGUCGUGGAGACGAGAGAGGAGCGAAUACGUCGAGCAGUCAUCGAGAAAGUACCUCGAAAAGACCAGCGGACUGGAACUGGGGGCGCAGGGCGAGGUGCGCGACGGAGAGUAUCAGGGCGCAGGACGGGGGAUCAGCAAGGAUGAGGUCGAGGGACUCGAAGCCGUCGUGGCCAUGUUGGGGGACAUGUCGGCACCAGCUGGUGAUGAACGAAUGCAUGAGUCGUAA
Molecule: messenger RNA, 984 nt
Organism: Emericellopsis cladophorae
Lineage: Eukaryota; Fungi; Ascomycota; Sordariomycetes; Hypocreales; Bionectriaceae
Product: kinetochore protein Mis12/MTW1
Exons: 1
Coding region: 1-984 (327 amino acids)
Biological process (GO): mitotic cell cycle; protein localization to kinetochore; kinetochore assembly
Cellular component (GO): nucleus; chromosome, centromeric region
Source: RefSeq, a predicted model, not a curated record